This is a messenger RNA of Raphanus sativus (radish), 963 nucleotides long. Its product is annotated as protein CRABS CLAW. The coding region runs from base 110 to 649 and encodes 179 amino acids. Gene Ontology annotation, cellular component: nucleus. The transcript is spliced from 7 exons. Gene Ontology annotation, biological process: style development; leaf development; cell fate commitment. The record is from RefSeq and is a predicted model, not a curated record. NCBI's taxonomy places the organism in Eukaryota, Viridiplantae, Streptophyta, Magnoliopsida, Brassicales, Brassicaceae.
ACAAGCCUUCACAUCUCAUAAAAUAAACAUAACCCUAACUCUAGAAAACUUCUCCUGAUAUCUCUCUCCCUCUCUCCCAAGUGUGGUUUUCAACCCAUUCGUAAAGAUCAUGAACCUUGAAGAGAAACCAACCAUGGCUUCAAGGGCUUCACCUCAAGCCGAACAUCUCUACUACGUCCGGUGCAGCAUCUGCAACACAAUUCUCGCGGUUGGGAUACCAAUGAAGAGAAUGCUUGACACUGUAACGGUGAAAUGUGGCCAUUGUGGUAACCUCUCGUUUCUCACCACAAGCCCUCCUCUGCAAGGCCAUGUCAGCCUCACUCUUCAGAUGCAGAGCUUUGGUGGGAGUGAGUAUAAGAAGGGAAGCUCUUCUUCCUCCUCGUCUUCUACCUCCAGUGACCAGCCACCAUCUCCUCGACCACCCUUUGUCGUUAAACCUCCUGAGAAGAAGCAGAGACUUCCAUCGGCUUACAACCGCUUCAUGAGGGAUGAGAUACAACGCAUCAAGAGUGCGAAUCCGGAAAUACCACAUCGUGAAGCUUUCAGCGCUGCUGCCAAAAAUUGGGCUAAGUACAUACCCAAUUCUCCUACUUCCAUUACUUCCGGAGGCAGCAACAUCCACGGUUUCGGAUUUGGUGAGAAGAAGUGAAGUCCCCAAGGAAAUGCAUGCCUAAAAAUAAUAAUAAACGCACGUGUGCGUGAUCAAACUUUUCAGCGAAGGGGUUUAGUUAACGGCGUCGUUUUCGUCAUUAUGUGUUUUAGAUGUGUUUAAAGUUGGUGUGUUUUCCUUUGUAUGUCUCCGCAGAAGUGAUGUUUGCCUCAUAGUAGAAUCUUUAGUUCUGUCUGUCUUAGAUUUGAAAGCUACGUUACGUUGAUGUGUUCAUCUGGACGUUCAUGUCGGGACGUAAUAAGUUUGUCUUAAUCCUAUAACAUUUCUGCCUAUCUCUCUUGUCUCUAGCUAUC